GCAGGAAGCCUCGCAACUGGUGACGACCAUGGAAACCAUGAACUACACCGAACCCGGGUUACCGCCGCCUCCCCCCGCGGACGCCCCGGUGGCGCACAACAUAACGACCCGGCAGGAAGCCUCGCAACUGGUGACGACCAUGGAAACCAUGAACUACACCGAACCCGGGUUACCGCCGCCUCCCCCCGUGGACGCCCCGGUGGCGCACAACGCAACGACCCGGCAUGAAGCCUCGCAGCUGGUGACGACCAUGGAAACCAUGAACUACACGGAACCCGGGUGCAUUCCCUCCGGGAAAAAUGGUCCCUUCGACUUUGCACCCACGACCAAGUACAGAGACUCCGACAAGCUGCCGCAGUGGAUUAAAGGUAUGGCGGCCGGGAAACGCCCUGCCCGUUCUUUGCUAUCGCUGGCUUACCGCUUCUUUUCUUCUUUCUCGUCUGUUUCCGUUUGUGCGCACGAACACCCGUGCUUGCGUUGGGGUCGACAUCCAACUUCCUCGGUAUUGAUGGUUUGGUGUUUGCCACAGACUACUUGGAUUGGCACAGGGAACAGACAUCAUCGCUCAAUGAAUGUAACUACAAGAACUAUAAAUUUCUUAUUCUAAGGUGCUCCUCUGCAGAGAGACAAUGCGGAGGAAUUGCGGACAGGCUGAAAUCAAUACCAUUCUUUAUUGCAGCCGGAGCUCGCUACAAACGAAUUUUCCUGAUUCGAUGGUCCCGGCCCACCAAACUAGAAGAAUUCCUUCUUCCAAACGAAAUCAAUUGGUCGGUACCUGACUGGCUACCUGAUAAAGUGGACAAUUUCAAAAAACAUCCGCAGGCUAAGUGGAUUUCGGGUGCCAAAGUGAUGUUUAAUGGUUUGCAGAAGUACGAAAGAAUAAUGGUUCUAGAGGGAAUGGUACAGGAUUUUUAUGGAGGAAGCAGGUAUUACAAACGAUUGGAUAUCGAUAUGGACGAUGCACAAGCAUACGACGAAGAAAAGGAAAAUCAGCUAGGCGACUCCUCGGGAUGGUAUGACUACGAAAUCAUUCUCCGUGACCUUUUUUUCUCGAUUUUCCAACUCGCCCCGCCCAUUGCGAAACUCGUCCAACAGCACUUGGAUUCGGCAAACCUGGUCCGCGGAGAAUUUGCCGCCGCGCAGUACCGAGCAUUUCAUCAUGUCGCGGACAACAAAACGAAAGUAACGGACGCUACGCUACAAAAAUCAACUAGGAACGCCCUCAACUGUGCCUCUCAGAUUCAACCAGGGGUUCCCAUCUUUUUCGCAAGCGAUUCGCAAGUUGCCGUAAAUACUGCUCGAUUCAUAAACGACAAGCAUCCCGACCGUCACAUUGUCACCUUUGACGGCGAUCAGGAGGCGUUGCAUCUAGACAAGAUGAAUACUUGGACGUCAGGAAAUGUUUCCGACUUUUAUUCUGCGUUCGUCGAUUUACUCGUAAUGGCAGAAGCAAAAUGCAUCUCAAUUGGUCGUGGUGGCUAUACCCGCUUUGCAAAUAGUUUAUCCAUUGAUCCGACAUGUGUCAUUCGACAUGAUAGUGAAAGAAGAAAAACGAUCAGUAUUUGCGAUUGGCACAGUGGCAAUACAACGGUCUAGGCGGACGAAGUGGAUGAAUGAAUUACAUCAUACGUG
Molecule: messenger RNA, 1632 nt
Organism: Pseudo-nitzschia multistriata
Lineage: Eukaryota; Bacillariophyta; Bacillariophyceae; Bacillariales; Bacillariaceae
Source: the annotation of a GenBank genome assembly